AUGAGUGCAGAACCCACUGCUGAGGCAGCUCCGCUAUCACAAGCAUCAAGUUCAGCUCAACCCAACGAACCACCAAAAUCAUCAUCUCAACAACCACAACAACAAUCACAACCAACAAUAGAGAAAAAAGAAAUAGUACCAAGAGAUGUACGAUUACUUCAUCUAAUAUUUGCUACUCAAGGUAUACAAAAUUAUCAAGACCAUGUCCCAUUGCAAUUAAUGGAUUUUGCUCAUAGAUAUACAAAAUCAAUUUUAAAAGAUGCUCUAAUAUAUAAUGAUCAUUCAAAACCAUCAACAAAUUCAAAUAUAAAUUCCAACACAAAUACAACAGUAAAUACAGAUGAUAUAAGAUUAGCCAUUGCAGCAAGAAGUAAUUAUCAAUUUAAACCAGUACCACCAAAAGAAUUAAUGUUGGAAUUAGCACAAGAAAGAAAUUCAAAACCUUUACCUCCUGUUAUACCAAAAUGGGGAUUGAAUUUACCUCCAGAAAAAUAUUGUUUAACUGCAAGAGAUUGGGAUACUAUUUAUGAUGAACCUGAUGUUAAUGAAAAAGAAGAAAAUAAUGGUCAACAUCAAAAGAAAAAAUCAAAAACUAAAUAG
This is a messenger RNA of Lodderomyces jiufengensis, 600 nucleotides long. Its product is annotated as chromatin modification protein. Lineage: Eukaryota; Fungi; Ascomycota; Pichiomycetes; Serinales; Debaryomycetaceae. The transcript has a single exon. Gene Ontology annotation, biological process: RNA polymerase II preinitiation complex assembly; DNA-templated transcription initiation. Gene Ontology annotation, cellular component: transcription factor TFIID complex; SAGA complex. The record is from RefSeq and is a predicted model, not a curated record. The coding region runs from base 1 to 600 and encodes 199 amino acids. Gene Ontology annotation, molecular function: RNA polymerase II general transcription initiation factor activity; transcription coactivator activity; protein heterodimerization activity.